Molecule: messenger RNA, 983 nt
Organism: Fusarium graminearum PH-1
Lineage: Eukaryota; Fungi; Ascomycota; Sordariomycetes; Hypocreales; Nectriaceae
Exons: 2
Coding region: 38-448 (136 amino acids)
Biological process (GO): translational initiation
Cellular component (GO): nucleus
Molecular function (GO): translation initiation factor activity; RNA binding
Source: RefSeq, a predicted model, not a curated record
CAACACUUUGCGAACGUCUUGAAUAGCAAACUUCACAAUGGGACGCCCUAAGAGAAAUGUACUUGCGGCCGCUGAGGCUGCCCUGACACCGCCUGACGCUCUCGAGCCCAACCAGUCCCUUGUUCGUGUUGUCAAGCCCGAGGGAAACAACCUAUACACCUGCGAGCUCCCAAAUACCAAAACCCUGAUGUUGGAAUUGGCACAGCGAUUUCGAAACACCAUCUGGAUCAAGCGCGGCGGCUUCGUUCUGGCCGAGAUAUACCAAGAUAGCAAAGAGGACACACGAGCAGAUGGAGAGAUUGUGAAUGUUGUCCGAGACGAGAAGGCUUGGCGCAAACAGUCCUACUGGCCCAAAGAAUUUGUCAAGAAGAGUACAUAUGACCUCAGCGACUCCGAAGAAGAAUCCAACGUCGGCAAAAUGCCCCCAAGUGACUCCGAAGAUGAGUGAGGUUACCCUUUAGAUCCACAUCUAUUUGUUCUUGGCCUCGAUUUUCCUAGCCUGAGAAGGGGGAACAGCAAGCCUGGCUGUCCCGCGAUACGCCAACACAACCGUCGCAAGCAUCGCACCCACAGUGACGCGAGAGCUGAGGUCGGUGCUUGGGAAAACGUUCCAGGCCCACUCCUGCGCAGCCCAGAUAAGCAGCACAAUGAAGGGAUCUUCUGUGGCUCGCCAGAUGAGAUAGGGUGAUGCCCACGCGAGAUAGGCAUAGAAUUGGUAAUGGAGCGAUCUCGCAAAUAGGAGGCCAAUGACGUUGGCAGAGAGCAUCGUUGUCAUGACAUACUCGGGGGUGACAUAGUGGGAGAUUCGAAGCUGCUCCUGCAGAGUGAACGGAGACUUUAGCUGCAAGAAGGAGGGGAUCAUGGCAGAAAGAGGCCGUCCGGUUGGUUGCAGCCAUCUCUGGGAAAUGAAAACCAGAAGUGCUGUGACAUGACAGGCGAGCAGGAAUAUAGCAAAAGAUUUGCUGAGGAAGACCUCCUCACCC